AAAAUGGCGCUUUCAUGCGUUCAAAUACUUUUGAUGAUUGGCAUGUUAGUUACUGGAAGCAUAAAUACCUUAAGUAAAAAGGCUCAGAAUGAUUGCAUUGCACCUGGCUUUCCAGAUCCCAAGUUCAACCACACAGCUACCCCACACUCAUUUGAUCAUCCCUGGUUCCAGACUAUUAUUAUGUUUAUGGGCGAGACCUUGUGUUUAUUUGGACUAUGUGUAAUAAGAAAAAGGGAGAGAGAUGCCUUUAAAACCCAGACUUUACAGAAAGUUAUUAACAGCUAUGAAGCAACCUCUACUGAAGUUAUGCAACAACCAAGGAUUUUCCACUGGAUCUUCGUAAUCCCAACCCUGUGUGAUCUGGUAGGCACUUCAUUAGCAGGUAUUAACUUGGUCUAUGUAGAUGCCAGUGUGUGUGUUCCUUCCUCGGCCAAUCCUACCACUGCCUCCUCUGUUCACAGGUAUUAA
Liolophura sinensis is the source of this 468-nucleotide messenger RNA. RefSeq names its product solute carrier family 35 member F6-like. The transcript is spliced from 7 exons. Gene Ontology annotation, cellular component: intracellular membrane-bounded organelle; membrane. Bases 4 to 468 code for a protein of 154 amino acids. The record is from RefSeq and is a predicted model, not a curated record. Lineage: Eukaryota; Metazoa; Mollusca; Polyplacophora; Chitonida; Chitonidae.